This is a messenger RNA of Sinocyclocheilus grahami, 975 nucleotides long. RefSeq names its product T-complex-associated testis-expressed protein 1-like. The coding region runs from base 1 to 921 and encodes 306 amino acids. Gene Ontology annotation, molecular function: protein binding. The transcript is spliced from 3 exons. The record is from RefSeq and is a predicted model, not a curated record. Lineage: Eukaryota; Metazoa; Chordata; Actinopteri; Cypriniformes; Cyprinidae.
AUGCUCACCUUUCUACAAGAGCUGUUGGAUAAGGGGCGCACCCCUUCCAUGCUCAAAGUCUACGUGGCAGCCAUCGCGGCGAAUCAUGCUCUCGUGGCUGGCCAGUCAGUCGGCAAAAACGACCUUGUCGUUAAAUUUCUGAGGGGAGCUCAGAGGUUGAACCUGCCUCGUCCUCAUUCUGUGCCGACCUGGGACGAGUCCUUAGAGCCCUACGAGGCCCUCCCUUUGAGUCGCUCCAGUCGGCCAAUUUGCGGCACCUAUCGCUCAAGACUGCCCUCCAGGAUUGGUAUUGAUGUUUGGUUGUUAAAUUCCCAUUUUUCGCAACAGGUCUUCAAGAUCCAUCGCAGUAAGGUGGACGAUGAGAAGUGUUGCCUGCUUGUGAGCCACCUACUGGAUCACCCGUCACUACAGGAGCUCGACUUUUCGCAUAAUCACAUCAGUGACCGCGGAGCCCGAGCCAUCGGAAAACUCCUGAACCGCAGUCAGCUGAAGAGGCUGGUCAUCUGCAACAACCAGAUCAGAGGUCUAGGAGCUCAGGCUCUGGCUCAUGCUCUGUCCAAAAACACCACCCUGAUGUCCCUCAACCUGAGGCUCAACCACAUCGGGGAUGAAGGGGGUCAAGCUCUGGCUCAGGCUCUGGUGAAGAACAAGACCCUGGUGAACCUUCAUCUGGGGGAAAAUAACAUGACCGAACCCACGGCCGUGGCGCUGUCUCAGGCCCUGGUGGAGAACCGUACCCUCAAGAACCUAAACCUAUCCAACAACAGACUGGGAGUUGACGGCAGUAAGGUUCUGGAGGAAGGAAUGUCCCACAACAGCAGUCUGGUGGAGUGUGACAUUCGGCUGACUGAUGUGGCUCAGGACAGUGAGUACUGCACCAAUCAGAUCCAGGCUGCACGCAAAAAUCAAACACAACUAUAAUCUCAAUGCUGGACAUGCUGGGCCUGUCAAUGAAUAAUUACAGGCCUUUGAAAA